Cotesia congregata is the source of this 3105-nucleotide messenger RNA. Lineage: Eukaryota; Metazoa; Arthropoda; Insecta; Hymenoptera; Braconidae. The record is from the annotation of a GenBank genome assembly.
AUGGAGACUUUUGAAGCAGUACUUUUUAUUUUCAUGCAGAUUCUUUAUUUUAGGAUGUUUCUGGUCAACUAUAUUAUAAAUAAAAAUAUUGAGAUCUUUAAACAUGGAGCACAAGAUAUUUCGUAUUUGGAUGUAUUACUAAUUUUUCAAGUAAGAAUGCCAUCUAAGUGUAGAGUACCGAUAGACGAUGCAAUUAAUGUAUUAAUAAAAUAUAUAAGUUAUUUUGCAUCGGAUCAAUUACCUGAAUGGUCUUCUGAUGUAUGGGAUAAGAUGUUAAAUGAACCUGAAUUUAAAGAUAAAACAAACAUCAAAGAAAAUCGACGCGAGAUUCUAACGAAAGCAAGGGAACGAUGUGGUUAUUAUGUACCUAAAAAAAAUAAUGACAUAAAUAAUGAUGAUAAUGACCUCGAUGAUGACAUCGACGAUAGCGACCAGGACGACGUUAAAAAAGAUCCAGAUUAUUAUAGUAAUGUGUAUAUUAAUGAGCAAAAGGAUUUUGAGUGUUUUGAUGUAGUACUUUCCAGACAUCUAUGGAACUCGAUUCAAAAAGUUACUCCUAUUAUAAAGAACGAUUGCAACUAUCCCGGUCUUCAACCUAAAGUAUGGACUGAUACUCUGGCAUUAGAAUUAUGGAAGCAGUAUCGAUUAAAAUGUGCAUUUGUUUUUAAAAAUGGUACUAUUCAACAAUGUGGACAUUAUUAUGCAACUAUGAUAGGACGAUGCAAAAGUAAGAAAUGCGGAAACAAUUUAUUUUGUUACAUAGAAAACGAUCCGGGUAUUGAUGGUGAUGUUAUCAUAAAAAUGAAUUGUCGAGACACACGAUUCGAGAAGCAUGACGAUGUUAGACGUCCACUUAGAGGAAAAAAAAGAGAAGAAAUGAGAAAAGAAGUUAAAGAUAAAGGAGUAAAAGCAAGUAUUAAUGAAGAAUCCCGAAAGCUUCUUCAACCUGGAGACACUCAAUGUCCAUUAAAAAAAGAAUCAACAGAGAAAGAGUAUGGUGUGAAGCCAGAAGACAGACGAGAUUUGAUAAAAGCUCUUAUGUGUAUAGAUGAGACCCCCAUAUACCGUAAUUCGAUCAAAGUUGUAAGUGCUUCACCUUUCUGGGUUUUCUAUGGAACACCUUCCCAAAUCCAUUGUUAUCGUGAGUAUCAGCGAUUACACAAAGACUUAUCAUCAAUUAGCAUCGACGCGACUGGUGGGAUGGCCCGAAAAUUUAUUGAUUGUGGUGAACGUACAAGUGCUAUCUUCUUAUAUCAAAUCGUCAUAAAUUUCUAUAAUACUACUAUUUCGACAUAUCAAAUGUUGUCGGAAUGUCAUGACACAGAUAAGAUGGUUACGACUUGUGAUUCUUCGACUGUUCAGAGGAUUCCUGGCGAGGUUGUGUGUGAUGGUUCACGUGCAUUACUAAACUCAAUAGCUUUAGCGUUUAAUAAUCAAUCAUUACCCAAUUAUAUCGAGUCGUGUUUUAAUAAAGCCAAAAAUAAUACUUCAUGGAAACCGAAUACGUAUAUUCGGUUGGACACAGCCCAUUUCAUUCAUACUGCCAGCUCUUGGAAAUGUUGGAAGUCGGUAAAUCACAAGAAUGUGAAAAAUUUUUAUUUGUAUUGCAUUGCACUGUUGAUUCAGUGUAAGACAUUGAAAGACUUAGAAAAAAUGUUUGUAUUAAUUUUAAUUGUUUGUUCUACCGAAUUUGAUGAUUCAACAAUUUUUUAUAAUCAAAAAUAUAUUACGCCUCUAAAUGCUCGAACAGAAUUAGAAAAUAUAAUUGGUAAUAAAAACAGUAAAAAUUUAUAUCAUGAAAUUGAAGAAAAUAUGAAAAGUAUGGACUUUGAUGCUGAAAAAAGUACUAUUUUGAAUGACGAAAAAGAUGAUCCAAAUAGUGACAUGUCUACCAUUAGUUCAUGGAUAAAAGAUCUUGUUGCUAUUUCAAAUAAUGUUCAAACUACUGGUAAAGUUUUAAACUGCUUUUAUGUACCAUUAUUCAAAGAGUCCUUUCUAAAAACUAUCAAAGAUUUUCCACUGUGGACACAAGUAUGUACUCCAAAAAAUAAAUUACGUGCUACGUCAUCAUAUAUUGAAGAUUCAAAAGAAAUGCUCAAUCGGGAAAUCGGUCUUCCUGCGCGAGUCGACAUUUUAGUCAAAUCUCAUUUGAAAAAUCUUUUAGGUGGAGUAGUUGUAUUUCAAAACAACCUCACAAAAUUUGUCGAUGACAAUAUUGACAAAUCUACUAUAUCUAACGAUUCAAAUUGUGAUGAUGCUAAGCCGGAGGAAAAAACAGAUGGUGUUAAGGUUGAAAAUUCAAAUGAUGCUAAGAUUGAGGAAAGAACAGAUGAUGCUGAGGUUGAAGAUAGUAUCGAUUUUGAAAAUUGGCGCGGCUUGGGUAAUGAUAUGAAACAUCAAAACCUUGACUGGAUUAACUAUGCAAAUAAUUUAGAUCACCCUACACAAGAUAUGAAAGCCGAGAAUUCAACUAUGGAACUAAGUAACGAUUCUGUUGUAGAAAAUUUGAAUAAAUCUAUUGAAAGCGAGCAUGAUUAUAGCUUAAAAACUAGUACUCCGAAAACUACCCAAAUCUCUGAAAGAAACAAGAAAAAUACUACAAAAAAAAAAGGCAAACAAACAGAAUCAUAUUUACUGAUAAAUGGAAAUCUAAGUGGACCAGUUAUUCACAAUGGGGUAGCUUUUUUAGCUUAUAAUACUUGUCCAUUUGACAGUAUAGUUCAGUUAAUUUUUAAUGGAACAUUAGAGAGUAAGAGCUUUCAUGAAUUUUUAAAUUGUUCUGAAAAUUCGACUUUUAAAGUUGCAUUAAAUUUAAUGAAAAAUGGUGUGAAGAAAAAUGGGCAACUAUAUAUUGAUCGGUUCAAUAUUUUACACAACAUUUAUCAACAACAAGAAUUAAAACAACCAAUGAAAUGGAACGAUGAAGAUACAAAUAAAGUAAACACAAUAUCACGUGUAAUAUAUUGCGAAGACAAUGUUAGUGCGUUAUGGAAUAAAUUAUUCCAAAACAUAUAUCUUUUUGUGGAAGUACAGUUGAGUCUUGUUACUCGCGUUAACAUGAGGGAAUCACUAAUAGGACUCUUAACGAGACUCAACUGUAAGUAA